Messenger RNA from Musca vetustissima, 892 nucleotides. Its product is annotated as negative elongation factor D-like. The record is from RefSeq and is a predicted model, not a curated record. Gene Ontology annotation, molecular function: RNA binding. The transcript has 3 exons. Gene Ontology annotation, cellular component: NELF complex; nucleus. Lineage: Eukaryota; Metazoa; Arthropoda; Insecta; Diptera; Muscidae. Gene Ontology annotation, biological process: negative regulation of transcription elongation by RNA polymerase II. The coding region runs from base 554 to 850 and encodes 98 amino acids.
UAUAACUGUACUUUAUCGCAACUAUUCUGGGGCAGACCCGCCGCCAAUUGAUCUUAUAAGAAAUCCACAAUUUUUAGAAUUAUUGGUUGAUUCUCUCUUCAAAGCGGGAGUGAAAAUUAAUCCGGAACAUAAAUCAAAAUAUAUUUUCUUGUUGGCCUAUGCAGCUUCCGUGGUGGAUACUCCGGCGAAAAAAAGACCUCUUACCGAUAGAGUUCUUAAUAAAGAUGAACUGAAAAGUACAAUACAAGCUAUAGAAAAGGUGCAUGCCAUAUGCAAUGUUAACAAGGGGUCAACGGAACUAAUAGCUGAGCUGCAGACACUAUACAAUUGCAUUAAAUUCCCCGUGGUAGGUGUGGGUGUUAUACGCUGGAUAGAAAACACAGUCACCGAACCUUCAUACUUUAAACUUUCCACCGACAGUUGCCCGACACAUCUUGCCAUCUUGGAUGAAGUGGCUGCUGUGCAUCCCACGCUGCAUCAACAAAUUCUCACCCUACUGAUACGUCUAUUCGAAUCGAAACAAGAUGAAUUGGAAAUUUUAGUACAACUAGAAAUGAAGAAAAUGUUACUUGAUCGUAUGGUUAAUCUACUAACGAGGGGGUGUGUAGUGCCCGUGGUCAAAUACAUUAAACAAUGUUGGGGUAAAGGUGACACCGACAUCUCGUUAAUACGAUAUUUUGUAACCGAAGUCUUGGAGACCAUAACACAUCCAUAUUCAUCAGAAUUUGUACAAUUAUUUCUACCAAUGGUGGAAAAUGAAGAAAUUACCGGUACCAUGCGGGGUGAGGGUGAUAAUGAUCCAGUUUCAGAAUUUAUAGUUCACUGCAAAGCUCAUUAUACCACUGUGUAAAAAUAAACUGCAUUAAUUAUUUUUCGUUUAGUUUUAAUUUUU